Medioppia subpectinata is the source of this 611-nucleotide messenger RNA. The record is from the annotation of a GenBank genome assembly. Lineage: Eukaryota; Metazoa; Arthropoda; Arachnida; Sarcoptiformes; Oppiidae.
CAAUGCAUUAUAUUAUGAUAGCAAUCAUAUGUGUGGCCAUCACUGGCACAGCGGGUGUGGACCCGACUAUCGGUGCCAUAACUCACGCCCAGAGAGGGAUCGAUAGGUCUGUCCGGGCAUUGGAUGACAAGCGGAUGACUCAUGUGUGUAGUCAUCAUAUUAUGAGCCAAAUGACCGAAAUAAGCGGAAAAGUGGCCGAUUGUUUGGGCACCGGGAGGUGGGGGCUGACCCGACUCACCCCUCCCGACCCCGUAUUGCCCGCUUAUUGUUGCGCUAUUCACGAGAUGUUUGGUGUCAUGUAUUUAUGGUUGGACAGACACUGCAUCCGAGUGUCGGACGAAUCAAACUCUUUCUAUCGGUUGGUUAGAGACAAAUGCACACAAAGUGGCAUUGAUUUGAGUGAUGGUUACUGUGAGGGUCAGCCCAGUCGACGCCCGAUGAGCGCCCGAUGCGAUCAAUUUGUACUGUCGUUGAGCGGCGGUGACUUGUCUUUGAGCGCCGGUGACUAUCCGUGGCCCUUGUCGUCGACUACCCGUCCUCUCCCGGCCAUGAGUUCGGUAUUAUUGGUGGCGAUUGUGGUGUCGAUUGCUGUUAAUGUCUAUGGGUUUUAA